CCACGUAGCUGAUAAACACUCAAUCACACUUCAUUCUGAUAUUUUCAAUUUCUCUCUCAUGUUCUACUUUCUCUCUAGUUUCUCACACGAGUUCUUGAUAAUUUUGCCCAGAUUUUGGAUGAAGAUUUCACAUAGGAAGUAUGCAAACAAAGAAAGGAGUAGAGAAGACGAGGAGCUACACACUGAUUACAGCCAUUGAGGCUUACGUCCACUUUCAAGCUGAUCAUGGUUCGUUGAGUUUUGUGAAUCAGGUGUUGAGUCAGUUUGCGGAGUUAUCUGGGUUGGUGGCUAAUAUGGGUAAGAGCUCUAUGUUUGUUGCUGGUGUUUCUUGUGAUGUGGCUAGGGAGUUGGCUAGAAGUAUGGGGUUUGUUCUUGGGUCUUUGCCUAUUCAUUAUCUUGGGCUUCCUUUACUGUCAGGUAAGUUGAAGGUUAUGGAUUAUGUCCCUUUGAUUUAGAAAAUUACUGCUCGAGUUAGGAGUUGGGCUCCGAGAUCCCUUUCCUUUGCGGGUCGUUUGCAGUUGGUCUGGUCAGUGUUGUAGAGCUUCCAGGUAUAUUGGUUUAGUGUGUUUAUGUUGCCUAGUUUUGUUGCCCAUAAGGUUGAUCAUAUUUUACGAGCCUACUUGUGGAGAGGGUGGAUUGAUGGUAAAGGGGGUGUACGUGUUGCUUGAGAUGAGGUUUGUUUGUCGAAAGCUGAAAGGGGUUUGAGUAUCCAUCAUACUUCUUCCUGGAAUUUGGCUGCUAUUUUGAAAUUGUUAUGGUUAUUGCUAGUGCAAUCUGGUUCCCUAUGGGUUGCAUGGAUGGAGGAGUAUGUGCUUCGGGAUCGUUCAUUAUGGGUGAUUCGUACGAGGAUGGGGCAAUCCUGGUGUUUGAGGGAGAUUUUACGCUGUCGUAAUAGGUUUAAGCCGUUUGUCAGGAUGCAUAUUGAUAGUGGGAGAAAAUGUUUUGUUUGGUGGGACCCGUGGCUGCCUUUGGGGUCCAUUUUCGAGAUUUAUGGGGAUCGCGUGAUUAAUGAUGCUGUCAGCCGUCGUAAGGCUAGACUGUCAAAUUUUUUUAUCUAUUGAUGGUUGUUGGCUUUGGCCUUCGAUUUCUUGGGAACUUCUUGAAUUGUGGGGUCUGGUUCAGGAUGUGGAGACGAGGGUGAGUGGGGAGGAUUGUUGGGUUUUGGUACCGAGUUGUAAUGGUUAGUUCACUGUUGCUAGUUAUUGGGAGAGUUUGCGUCCGAGGCGACCUAGAGUGUGUGGGGCUCAUCUAGUUUGGUCUGGGGUAAUAUUCUGAGACAUUCCUUUUGUGUCUGGCUGCCGUGAAGAAUAAAUUAGGUACUCGGGAUUGAUUGAGGAGGUGGAAUCGAUCGGUGGAUGUUGCCUAUCUGCUUUGUGUCGAUGAGGUGAGUCUCGAAAGCAUAUUUUUUUUUUUUUUUUUUUUACUGUGUUUGGGAGUGAGGUUUGUGUCUGUUGGGUUCGUCUCAUUGAAUUGUUAGAUGAGAUGUGGAGUUUAAUUAGAUUUAUCGGGUGGAGUCUGAUAAGCGCGUUUAAAGUAAGCUAUUUCGAAUCUUCUGGUGUGUAUCAAUUUAUUAUAUUUGGUAAGAGAGGAAUCGUCGGUUGUAUAACGGACGUUCGAAAUUAACGUCCACUUUGUUACAACUUAUUGUCUCUAUGGUUCGUGAGAGUGUUGUCUCUUGACAGAUUGAUCUUCAUGACCUUCUCUAAGUUGUUUAUUUUUCAUUGUCUUUUAUUAUGAUUACUUUUUGUCUCUAAUUGAUUUAUUCGUAUAUCUUUUCUUGAGUUGUGUUGGUAUUAAAUUAUUAUACUUGUUCCGUCCAUCCAACUGUAGAAUCUCUCUUUUUGUUGCUAUUCAAAAAAAUUAAUUCAAACUCAACUCUCUACUUCAUGAGACCAACCACACUUAAAAUACACCAUCAAAAUUUAUAUAAAAAUCUACCUUUUUAUUAUUUUUUUAGAUCAAAAUUUUACAUAAUUUAAAAUUUUUACCAUGAUUUUUCUUUAAAUAUUCCACCAUUAAUAUUAGAUAUUUGCUUGGUAAAAUAAGAAAAUCUAAAAACAUAUCAUCAUAAAAAUGUUACCUUUCCUUGUCUGAUUACACAUUCUUUUCUCUUUCUUCUCCCCUAUCUCUAUUUUUUUUUCCCUUUCGAUUUUUACUUCCCUUUUCUUUUUUUUUAAAAAAAAAUUCUCUUUUAUUUCCCG
Benincasa hispida (wax gourd) is the source of this 2201-nucleotide messenger RNA. Lineage: Eukaryota; Viridiplantae; Streptophyta; Magnoliopsida; Cucurbitales; Cucurbitaceae. The record is from RefSeq and is a predicted model, not a curated record.